Messenger RNA from Emiliania huxleyi CCMP1516, 1233 nucleotides. RefSeq lists its product as hypothetical. Gene Ontology annotation, biological process: amino acid transmembrane transport. The record is from RefSeq and is a predicted model, not a curated record. Bases 1 to 1233 code for a protein of 410 amino acids. The transcript is spliced from 2 exons. NCBI's taxonomy places the organism in Eukaryota, Haptophyta, Isochrysidales, Noelaerhabdaceae.
AUGCUGCUGCUCGGCUUGCUGCAGGUUGCCGCGCUGCUGCGCCAGCCGCCUCUCCUAUUACCGCCGACGCCAAAGCCACCCCACCAGUAUGUCGUCGCGUGCGCCGACGCUGCCGGCCCCACGGCCGCCGCCGCCCCGCCGAUGCGAGUCAUCGACGCCGCGGCCAUCAUCGGCGGCACUUCCGUUGGCGGAUCCUUCUUGGCGCUGCCCAUGGUGACGGCGCCUCUCGGUCUUGGGCCGUCGUUGGUCGGCAUGUUCGCUGCGUGGGCCGUCCUCGCCGCAUCGGCGAUCGCAUACCUCGAGGCGGCCGCCAUCGUGAUGGAGAGGGAGGGCGAGGCCGAGGGCGCCUCGGUCGUCGCGGUCAGCAGGCACGCCUUUGGUGGCGCCGCCGCCACCGUCGUGUCAAGCCUCUUCCUCGUCCAGUGCGUGGUCGUCAUCGCCGCCCAGCUCGCAAAGGCGGGCGAGCUGCUCUCCCUGCUCGCUCCGGUCGCCGCCGCCGCCGCUCCAGCCGCCUACCCCGCCGCCUGCGUCGCGACCGCCGCCCUCUCUGCCGCCGCUGUCUUUGGCGCUCGCCGCGCCCUCGUCGAGCGUCUCAACACGGGGCUAGCGGCGACGCUCAUUGUCGGCCUGCUCUGGCUCUCUGGCCGCGCCCUUGGUGGCGCGCUGCCGAGCGGCGCGGCGGCCGCGUCGCGCCUGGGCGGGGCCGACUGGUCCGCGCUGCUGCCGGGAACGGCGGCGGCGGGCUGGCCGAUCCCGCUCUUUCUCAAGCUGCUCUCGUUUGGGCAGGCCGUCCCCGUCGUCGCCGCCGGCCUUGGCCCGCGUCGGCUGGGCGCCGCUCGCACUUCGCUCAUCGCAAACUACCUCACCGUCCGCCAGUUCUGCGCGGAUGCCUUGCGCGCGCUACAGGGACGCGGGGCGGGCGCGCCGCCCGUUGGGGUGCCCGUCGCCGUGCUCGCGGCGCUGAGUUUGCCCGCCGCCAUCGCGUGCGGCGGCGCGCGGCUGUACUUGCCGCUGCUGCGCUGGUCUGGCGCCUUCCCCACCACCAUCCUCUACGGCUUGCUGCCGCCCCUCGCCGCCCUCGCGCUCGGCCGCCAGCGCGGAGGCUCCUCCGCGCGUGCGAGCCGCUUGGCGCUGCGCGCGCACGCAGCCCUCACCGCGGCACUCCUCGGAGUCAACCUCGCGCUCGCGAGCAACGUUCGCGGCUGUUGGCGCCUCGGCGGUCUGUUGAGAUGA